AUACGCCCGAACCGUCAACCAUGGUUGCAUACGGCGGAGAUGAGGUGUCAGCACUAGUCCUGGACAUUGGCUCGUCCUCCAUACGCGCCGGAUAUGCGGGGGACGACACUCCAAAGGCCAUCGUCUCGUCUUACUAUGGCUGGAAGCCAGACGCGUCAUCUUCUGCCAGCGGCGAUGUCCAGAUGGAUGAAGCGUCGGGGGAGAAGCAGAAGCAGGAGGGCGCCGAGGCGGGGGCGGACCAGUCCACGUCCAAGUCGGCGAGCAGCAAUGCUAAGCUCUACCUCGGUCAACACGGGCCUUCGAUAUGGCGCCAUGGCAUGGAGGUCGGGAACCCACUCCAGGACGGCCUGAUCACCGACUUCAACGCCGUCCCGGCGCUCAUUUCGCAUGCCCUGUCAGACGUCAUGCGCAUCGAUCCCACAGAACACCCCGCACUCGUCACCGAGCCUGCCUGGAAUACACCAGCUAACCGCGAGCGGAUGGCCGAGAUAAUGUUCGAAGAGUUCCAAGUCCCUGCGUUCUACAUCGCCAAUACAGGAGUUCUCAAUGCGUUUGCGGCAGGCAAAGGCUCCGCGCUCGUUAUUGACGUUGGUCACCAUAUGGCCAGCAUUACCCCAGUCGUGGACGGCUUUGUCCUUCGUAAAGGGCUUGUAUCGUCUUCCCUCCCAAAAUUCGUGCACGCGCGCGCCCAUCACGUUCUCACCAACCCAACACAAACCCGCCCCGGUGUCGCACUCUACCCUCAUCAACUUAUACUAAGCAAACAGCCGGUCGAGCCAUCGGCACCUCCUCAGUUCACCCUCAGAGAAGAUCGCGUGGCGGGCACGACGGACACAUGGCGGUCCUGGUACGAAAACAAGGAAGUCGACGAGUGGAUCCAGACCGUCGCCGGCGUCCUCAACCAAGGCUGGAACGAGCAGGCCGCCGCCGCCCGCCCACUGCGCCAAUACGAGUUCCCGACGGGCUACAACACCUACUUCGGCAGCGAGCGCUUCCAGAUCGGCGAGGAGUUCUUCCACACCUCCCCGCAGAUGGCCGCGUCGAACCCGAACAUGCCCAAGAACAUCCCGAACCUCCUGAGCGAGUCGCUCCGCGCGUGCGACCGCGACCUCCGCCAGGUCCUGCUCGGCAACGUCGUCCUCACGGGCGGAGGAAGCCUGUUCGGGGGCUUUGCCGAGCGGCUCGAGGCCGAGCUGUCGAGACAGUUCACCCAUAUCAAGAUCCACGCGCCCGGAAAUCCGAUAGAGCGACGGUACGGCGGCUGGCUCGGAGGCAGCAUUCUCGCCAGCCUGGGCACGUUCCAUCAGCUCUGGAUAAGCAAAGAAGAGUGGCAGGAACACGGCAAGGCCAUCGUCGGUCAACGAUGUAAAUAAACGUAUCUCUCGUCUUUUACUAUAUCAAAUUUACACAGCAUGCUUGAAUCAAACC
Molecule: messenger RNA, 1428 nt
Organism: Coniophora puteana RWD-64-598 SS2
Lineage: Eukaryota; Fungi; Basidiomycota; Agaricomycetes; Boletales; Coniophoraceae
Product: brg1-associated factor b
Exons: 9
Coding region: 21-1373 (450 amino acids)
Biological process (GO): regulation of transcription by RNA polymerase II
Cellular component (GO): NuA4 histone acetyltransferase complex; SWI/SNF complex
Molecular function (GO): chromatin binding
Source: RefSeq, a predicted model, not a curated record